GAAACUCUAGCGAGGAUGGUGAUGCUGUAGAUAUGAAUUACUGCCGAGGGUUUUUUUUUUUUUUUAUUUCAACUAGGGAAAAAAGAAGAAGAAGAAGAAGAAGGAAACAAUGGUGAAACCUAAAAGAAACGUUUCUUUCUCCAACGAAUUCUUCAAAGUCUACCUUUCAGAUUUCAGUUCCCGCCAACUGAGUUUACCACCUGCGUUUGGUAUACAGUUUAAUGGAAAGAAUGAAGCUUUACCGAAGACUGCUACACUUAAAGAUGGGAAUGCAAAGAUUUGGCAAGUAGGGUUGGUGAAAAGAGAAGGGGACUGGGUUAUUAAAGAUGGGUGGAAAGAGUUUGCUUGUUAUCAUUCUUUAGUUGAUGGAGAUUUCUUAAUUUUUAAGUAUGAUGGGAGUUCUGAAUUCGAAGUUGAAUUGUAUGGUAAUGAUGGAUUGAAGAAUAAUGGAUUGAAGAAAGAAGGUAGAGGUUUAGAGAAUAAGCUUAGCAUUCAUGUGAAGGAGGAGCUAGAAACAGAAGAAGAUUUUAUUGGUAGUAGGCCUAGUACUGGUUGCAAGCAGAAAGAUUCAAACAUUGAGCCUCGCAUAACUCGAUCGCAGGGUUUGUUUGGAAAAAGUGGACCUAAAUCAAGUGAAACUAAGAUAGCAGAACUUGGAGAAUGCAAGGGGGCUAAAGCACCAUCAUCUGUUCCUCGUGAAGUUCCACGCUUUGUUAUGAAUAUUACUAAAAUUACUCGAUUUGCACGUAUUCCUAAGAAAUUCCUGCGAGAAAAUAAUAUUGAAUUACCUAAAGAGAUAAAACUUCGCGAUGAGAGUGGGAAGUUAUGGCCUGUGCAAACCAGUCUCUGGGACAGCGGCUAUACUGUGCUUACUAGUGGAUUCUCUGAGUUCUGCAGGAUGAAUAAGUUGGUACCAAGAGACCAGUGCGUUUUUACAUUUAUAUGCUCAAAAGGCAAUUUAUGCAAUGUAAUACAGGUGCAAGUUGUUCGCCGGGGUCCCAGAACUUGAAAACAUGGCUGGCAGUUGAAAGCAUGACAGCUUGUCCGACCUUUAUCAUAAUAGGGUAGGCAAGCUAUGCACCAGUUCUGCUUUCCUGGUUAAAGGAAAACAUGGUUUAGUUGAGGAAUAUUUUUCUUCUAAAGUUGUUGAGCAUUUGGUAAGAUGGUUUGUUUUUACUUAAUCAAAUAGUGAGCACAAUCCAUUGUUCUGAAUGCAGUUUUGGUUGCUGAUAUCUAAACUAGAUUUUUGUAA
Molecule: messenger RNA, 1252 nt
Organism: Populus nigra (black poplar)
Lineage: Eukaryota; Viridiplantae; Streptophyta; Magnoliopsida; Malpighiales; Salicaceae
Product: putative B3 domain-containing protein At5g66980
Exons: 4
Coding region: 110-1009 (299 amino acids)
Molecular function (GO): DNA binding
Source: RefSeq, a predicted model, not a curated record